Messenger RNA from Penicillium pulvis, 2277 nucleotides. RefSeq lists its product as uncharacterized. The record is from RefSeq and is a predicted model, not a curated record. The coding region runs from base 1 to 2277 and encodes 758 amino acids. NCBI's taxonomy places the organism in Eukaryota, Fungi, Ascomycota, Eurotiomycetes, Eurotiales, Aspergillaceae. The transcript has a single exon.
AUGUCGGUGAACGAUCAACCUCCCUCUGUGGACGUGACAAUCUCCCUACGCGCAAGCCAACCCGCUGCGGACCUUCAGAGCCUGGACCAGCGAUUGAAGCGCCUCUCAGACGACGUGCUGCCUCCUCACCCCUACCUUCUGACCCUCCCGACAAAGGUGCCGUUUCGUCUGGCUCCUCGUUCCGUGAACAAUUGGGCGGUAGGACAUGAUCGGCCGUUCAGCCCCGAGGAACAAGAACUUCAAUACAUGACCUUUCUGACCCACAGCGAUACAGACUCGUUGCUGAAGGCUGUUGGAGACUGGUCUGACGAGAAGGGGCGCAUGAUGGCCGACCGGUCCACGGCCCCGACCACCGCAGAAACCCCGAAAGACACUAUCGCGAAGAAGAAGAUUAGCUUGAACGACUACAAGAACCAAAAGAACAGCGGCCCUUCCCCGGUCAUUCAGGAUCAGAAGAAUCGGGAGGGACGUCACCCGGCUACUCGCGAGGAAGCACAGCAAACACCGAAAUCUAGCCUUGUCAAGAAGAGCGACAAGGCAGAGCCACCUCACCCCCCUUCCAAAUCAAAAUCGCAUGUCUCGCUUGAUAAGGGCCCAAAGAAACGACCAUCAACCUCGAACCUCGAGGCUGUAAGUUCCUCGGCGACCAGAGGCCAGGAUAUGCAUUCAUCCAAAAAACGACGACUCUCUCCGGAGAAAGAGGUCCGCAGGGAUCCUACUCCAACCAAAUCCAAUUCACCUCGACUCCCCGCCCUACUUUCCCCGACACUUCCUCCUACUGGGCCUAAAUUACCCCGUCUUUUAUCCCCUACACUACCACCAGAUAUUGAGAAAGAAUUGGCCCGACUCGGAGACCGUUCACCCACUCGUCACUCCCCUAAACGUGACAUCAUCACAUCCAAACCGAAGCGAGACGAAGCUGCCCAGAUCAGGACGUCAAAUCCUGGCAACAGCGGCACAGGUUCCGGUCUACAGAAUGGUCGUGCGGGUGUUAUGUCCAAGGAAACCAACCAGGAGAUGAUUGUCAGAUUGCGGUAUGGGAAAGGCAACAAGAAACGGAUUGAAGCAUUGCUCAAAUUCUCCGGUAAAAGGAAACUUAAUAGGCCUGAUUCCCCAUCCAGUCAUGGCAUAGACACAGAUGAGACCACCCAGGUGGAAAAGAAAAGGGGAGAAUCCGGUUUAACGCGUGGCAAUGGUUCAUCUGAUCGACUAAAGCCUAAGAGCAAGCCGGAUGAUGAACUUCCCAGCUCGGGGGUAAACCGAUCCAAGGAACCCAAAGGGCCUGUCGAGAAGCUUCCCACUCCACCUUUAACUUCGUCUCGUUCUCAUCUGCCAGCCAACGACAAGGUGAAGCCCAUAUCGUUGACACCGGUGAAAGAUUCCAAAGCCUCAAUACCACGACGAAACGAACUCGGGGAAGGGGAAGGGAGGACACCUGUGAAUCCGACGACUAAACGCCAUUCUAUGGACCCAGGCAUCAGGGGCUCCCCAUCUCAGUCGGACGGCCGUUCUCGAAACACUGAUCGACGGGCUUGGCGUGAUGAGUUUCAACGAUUCACCAAUAUUGGACGAGAACUUAAACAUGCUGCGGUCCGGUACAAUGCCAAGCCUGAUUCGUCAAGCGUGGAUGAAAAAUUAGCGGCCGUGACAGCCAUAGAGGCUAUCAUGUGCUUCAUUCUUGCCUUUGUGGCCGAUGAUCAAUGUAAGGUCCUUACCCGGCAAGUCGGGGACUCUUCAACCUGGCAGUCUAUCCUGGCGUACUGGAAGGUCGUGAAGAAGAACAGUACCUCAUAUCCAGUACUGUACGGCCUUUGUUUGCUCUUGGGUGCUGUUUCCUAUGAAGCCAUCCAUUCCUUGGAUCUUGAACGCCUCGCUGUGAGCCCACUACCGGGGGAACAUACACCGGUGCCGACUCCUGGCAGUGAUGGGAAUACCGUCCCAUCCGAUGAAAACAAAAAAAGUCGGAAGGAGUUCUUAGAGUUGAAAAAUCGGCUACCGGAGUGUUGGAAAGAAUCACAGAAACUGUGGCUAGAGGGCACUCGCAGUCUGUCCGAGGAUGUUUUGAGCAAGGAGUUCCCCAAUACCUGGUCUUGCAGGUCACAUAAUCAUGGCGAACGAGGCAAAGCCACUCCCAAACCUGGAGAUUAUGCCGGUGAUUACUUUCUCCCCUUAGGAGGGACCACUCCGCCCAUCGAAGUGGUUCGGUUUGGUUGGUCUCUUCUUCAAGAGUGGUGUACACAUGAGAAAGUGGAUUGGAAUGGUCGCUUGGGGCUUUAG